Molecule: messenger RNA, 864 nt
Organism: Thyridium curvatum
Lineage: Eukaryota; Fungi; Ascomycota; Sordariomycetes; Thyridiales; Thyridiaceae
Exons: 3
Coding region: 1-864 (287 amino acids)
Source: RefSeq, a predicted model, not a curated record
AUGGAAGCUAUCAACAGCCUCGCAAACACCGCCUCCAAGGCCAUCUGGGGCGAGCCCAACCAAGAGGAGCCCGUGUCUGGCGUCAAGGGCGACACCUCCAAGGGCGAGCCGUUUGACGCUGGCAACAAAGGUGAGGAGCAAGACGCCCUCAACUCCGGCAGCACAAACACCACCGCCACCGCCACUACCACCACCACCACCCACAACAACUCUACCGCUGGCACCGGCACCGGCACCGGCGGCCCCACCGAGACCAAGGACUCGUCCGUCACCGCCGGCGACAGCACAAAGGCCCAGAACGACGUCCGCGACCCCUCCAACCCGCAGACCGACGAGGCCAAGGCCGAGGCCAAGAAGGACGUCGACAACGACACCAAGUCUGCCGGCGGCGGCCUGCCCGGCAAGGACGAGAUCAAGGGCCCCGGGCCCAAGCCGCUCGACCAGGUCGCCAAGCAGCACGGCGGCGACGCCGGCAAGGCUUCCUCGGGAGAGGACGUGAGCAAGACGGAAGGGGCCGGGCAGCAAAAAGCACAGGAGGAGGAGGACGAUGAUGGCCCGCAGAAGGUCAGCCACGGCGAGGGCACGGGCGAGAAGUACGUCAAGAGCUCCGGGCUCAAGGCCGACGGCGGCGACUUUGACGCCGCUAACCCCGGCGCCGGGCGCGAGGCGGACCGCCUCCUAGAGGAGAAGGGCGUCCACACGGGCGGUGACAACCACGUCGGCGCCGGCGGCCUGAACAACAACGCGGACGGCAGCAGCAGCAAGGACAAGUCCGGCGCCGGCGGCCGCGACUCGUCGCCCAAGGAGACCAAGGAGAAGCGGAGCCUGAGCGAGAAGAUCAAGGCCAAGCUGCACAAGAAUUAA